AUUCCGAUAUUUAUUUGACGAAUUGUAAGUUUUCUGCUUUCGAUUAUUAGGUCUUUUUCUGAAAGAAGUUUUAACACGUUUCAGAACUUUUUGAUCGACCCACCUAAGUGUCACAUUGAACACCUAUCACUAACAAAAAUGUCAGAAAUCCGAACAAAAUUACUGUGAAAUAAAUCUAUAGUUGCCUUAUUGUUUUGAAAAAAUAAUUUUCAGGGUACCCUAUUCAUCAAAAUGGGUGCCGCACAAUCAGUACGAGCGACGCACUUCCAGCGACCGAAGGCAACCUCCACGGAGCCAGAGGAUGACGUCGAGGAUCAUCACAUUAACAUAUCAAAUAAAAUGGUGGAGAGAUUAGUAGAAGAUGCAACUCUGGCAGGUGGCGCGGCCGCAGCGAUCACUCAGCCAACACCUCGCGGAGACUUCAGGGACAAGAUUUAUAUAGAGAAACUCAAAUGCAUGGAUGAAAGUCAUUCAGAGAGAUGCGGGAUAACAGUAGACGAUCUGAACGCGAUAGCGAACCGCAUCGAGAUGCGGACCUCCAACAUGGUGAGCGUCGAGCCGAUAUGUGCCGACUGCAAGCAGGACGUCAUCGACUGCUAUAACAAUACUCAGCUACCGUCAGACAUUAUCAAGUGCUGGGAUACUGUUGGAGCCUUUAGAAAAUGUGUACAAGACGCGGCCACAGUGCGACUGCGUGCGCGGACGCAACGCGAGGCACGCGAGCGAGCCCGCAGGACGAGACAUGUCGCACACGCGCGGGAACACGCGCUACGGGACAUCUCACACUGAUGGCGUCACACAAGUACCUUUACUAAGGCUUACCUGGAAUAUGCUCUGAAAGAAUUGUACCUGUUUCUUUUGAACUUGUCUCGAAAUCCGUAUUACAAUAAUAAAUCAUAUAUCCUCUUUAUUAAAGUCGAUUUUUGACCGUC
Trichoplusia ni (cabbage looper) is the source of this 932-nucleotide messenger RNA. RefSeq lists its product as uncharacterized. Bases 232 to 789 code for a protein of 185 amino acids. The transcript is spliced from 5 exons. NCBI's taxonomy places the organism in Eukaryota, Metazoa, Arthropoda, Insecta, Lepidoptera, Noctuidae. The record is from RefSeq and is a predicted model, not a curated record.